Molecule: messenger RNA, 3509 nt
Organism: Poecilia latipinna (sailfin molly)
Lineage: Eukaryota; Metazoa; Chordata; Actinopteri; Cyprinodontiformes; Poeciliidae
Gene: prf1.5
Product: perforin 1.5
Exons: 5
Coding region: 434-2005 (523 amino acids)
Biological process (GO): immunological synapse formation; defense response to virus; T cell mediated cytotoxicity
Cellular component (GO): membrane; membrane attack complex
Molecular function (GO): wide pore channel activity
Source: RefSeq, a predicted model, not a curated record
UACUGCACACGGUCGGCUGGGAUUUAGAGAACUGGGUCUUGAGCAUGAAAACAAACCUACUCAUGCAGAGGAAAUGUGCAAUUCUGCAGGGAAAGAGAGGCAGGAAAAUAAGGAUGGGCAAGGGAGAGCUUUGGACAGAUAGUUCAAACAUUUGGAAACUCCCUCCUUUUCAAUAUGCAGAGGACAGAGCGAAGACUGAACUCAGCAGGCUUUCAGUACAGCCUGCCAGAGACGCCACAGCUCUCUGCAGCUGCCUCUUCAGGAUUUUAGUUUCUGUGUACUUCAUCAUUUAAUCAAAUGUACCAUGAAUGGAAAGCUUAAAGAAGAAAACCCGAAGUAGUAGUUUAUUCCAAAGAGAAAGUCACCGCCGGUGCUAAAGAAGAAAAAUAUCUGUAGGAACAAAAAAGGAAAAUCAAGUGAGUAAGAGGUAACCAUGCAAGCAGGAGGAAACCAGCAGAGAAACUUUGUCCUGUUUGUGUUGAGACUGUCCGUUACUUUGGAAGUCUGCAGGGUCCUGGGUUGUCGGAUUGGCACCGGACCAGAGUGUGAGAAGGCUCCUUUUGUCCCAGGCCACAACCUGGCUGGGGAGGGUUUUGAUGUGGUGCGGCUGCGUCGCACAGGGGCGUACGUCAUCAAUGUCAAAGCUCAUCUGGAUGACAACCGUACCUGCACACUGUGUCCAAACAGGUUCCAAGGCGGGCAGAUUCAGAGGCUCCCAGCUGCAGUGUUGGACUGGCGUCUCUUCAGCCGCUGCAGUAAGCAGCUGUCUAGUGCACUCCACCAUUCUGUGGACUCCCUGCUGCGUAGCUCCAACUCGCUGGUGAACAACAACUGGGGUUUGGGUUUGAGCCUGGAGAAAAUAGGCCAGGCGGUGCUGGGAGGAAGCCGCUCAGAUUUGGCCAAGUUUGCGCGCUCGCAGCACAGUGUGGACAAAGCUACGUUUGCCAUGCACGAAAUCAGUUGUUCCUAUUACAGCUACAGGCUGGCCGAUCAUCCCCACCUGAGCUCAGAGUUCACAAAGCAUCUGAGGAGACUCCCACAGAGCUUAAACACAAUCCAGAACAAAGCCCUGUACAGACGCCUCAUAGACACCUAUGGAACGCAUUACAUACACCAGGUGCAGCUUGGGGGUAAGGUGAGGCGGAUCACUGCUUUCAGGACUUGUCUGGCCACACUGAAGGGCUUCUCGGAGUCAGAGAUCAAGAACUGCCUGAAUCUUGAACUCCGGAUGGCUCUUGGUUUUCUUCCCGCUAAUGCAACUUUCUCCAACAAGUGUGACAAUCUUCUGAAGGGUAACAUGAGCAUGGGCUUCUACCAGGGCUUCAUGACGCACAAGAUUGAGGUGAUAGGAGGAGAGCAGUAUUUCCCUGACAUUCUCUACCAGCAGGACCCCUCGGAGGCAUACCACAGCUGGAUGAACAGCCUCCACAACAACCCAGACGUGGUUUCCUAUGCCAUCUUUCCUCUGCAUCAUUUGGUGGAGGACAAUCAGAUCAGUGAAAAUCUGAGAAGCAUGAUCACACAGUACAUAAAUGAGAACCAGCUGGAAGAGGAGCAGCUUGGCCCGAAGAACUGCUCCCCGACUCCCAACCUGGAUCACAACUGCUGUCCUUUACGGGCCGGCAGAGGAACUCUGAGUCUGGAAAUCCACAGAGCCGCAGGAUUGAGGGCCGACACCUUCACAAAAACGGAUGCAUACGUGAAGAUCUUCUACAGCGGCAUGUAUGAGGAGACCGAGACUGUGAUGGACAACAACGACCCAGUCUGGAACGCCACAUAUGACUUUGGUUCAGUGGAGCUGGGUCAGGAGUUGAGGUUCGAAGUCUGGGAUAGGGACGUUCUUUACAAUGACAUGGCAGGAAUAUGCAUCGUCUUUCCUGAGAAAGGAACUCACUCUUUAAGCUGUCAGCUGCGCAAAGGAGUUCUCUAUUUUACCUACGCCAUUAGCUGCGACGCACAUUUGACAGGGUUUAGAUGUGGCCGAUAUUCUCCACAUGCUGAGUAAAUAAGUAUUUAGCCUCUCAGUGUUUAGUUCUUCGUUUUUCAAAGAGAACUUCUAACCUAUGUUCUAGGUAGUAAUUGGCACUCAGACAGAUAGUAAGAGACUUCAGGGCUUUCUUAAACCAUUUUUAAUCACCUAUUAACUUUUUUAAUUUGUAAAAGGUUGUAUAUAUCAUUGGUAGUCUAAGUAAAAGUAAAUCUCUAUUCAGGACCUUGUUUUUAACAUAAUGCUAUAUGUUAAUCACUCAGCCUCCUUCAUAAGCUUUCUGCACUUAACCUUUCACCUGCAUUGUACAAGUGCUAGCUGUGAAAUCAACUUCAAAAUUUAUUAAAAAAAAAUAAAAUAAAAUAAAACUCUAAAGGCUAAUAUUUAUUCCUUAUGGUAUAUCUUAAAUUAUUUUAAAUUAAAUUUGUGUAAAUUAUCUUGAGACCCUCCUCAAGCGUCUCAAGAUUGGGAGCUGCUCUAAUGUACUCAUUAGAGCAGCAUGGGCUCAAGCUAAUGCAGAAGUCAAAUGGCAAUUUUGCAUUUGCAUCACUGAUGAGAAUAUCAGGACCACAUAAGCUGUGGGUUCACACUGGAAAUGUGAGCUGAGGAAAUAUGUUACUGCGUAUCGUGGUACAGAACAUCCAACCACAGGCUGCAUUCAGACAGGACUUUUUUUCAAACAGAAAAAAGAGGGGAAAGUUAUCGGUAUUAGGUGAGGAAAAAUACAUCUGCCUUAGAUGUGAGUGACAGAGAUGCUGAACAAAAGGAAAAAGCAAAAAAAUUAAUGCUGAUGAAAGAAGAGGUGCUCAGUACUCCAAAGUGAUUGGGAGAGACAGUGCUGUUACAAGACAAAGUGGAUAAGUUUACAACAUUACUUAAAGCUUCUCUCCACACCAGGUUGUGGGAAACAGGAAACUAAGUCAUAGUUGAAUUACCUACUGGAGUUCGUUAUCAGAAUAUGACACGUGCAAAGAAAUAUGAGACUAAUGAGCCCACAGAAGAAUAUUAUGAACAAGUAUCAAUUCCUGAAAAGAGGGAAUGUGAAGUAGACAAAAAUGUGGACACUUACACUUCAGCACCACAAGAGGGCUCUCGCGGCUCAGACAGAUAUGUGAAAAAAAUUAUGGCGAGGAAAUAAGUCUUAAAAUACCUGUGCGUAUGCAAUACUGGAUUUGUGAUCCAUGUAAGCCUGUAAGACAUACAAUUAUCUCUAAUCCUCAUUCUAAGAUGCACAUUGAAGUUAUUAAUUCAGGGUCUAAGCACCAAAAAUGUAAUUUUGUCAAUAGAGCUAACCUUAUUGCUGCUUUGUCUUUGUGUCUCUCUCCAGGUCAAAAUAUAAUCUGUAUUAUAAUUGUGUCCAAACAAUAAUGAUCUUAAGGUUAAAAUAAUUUUAUCUUCAAUAUGUUGAACAUUUCUAAAGCACUUUUAACAUUUUCAGAAUUGGAAAACAUCAAUAUCUGUUUGCUAUGCCUGUGUGUGUAAGAGUUGCCAAAGUCAAAUAAAACAGGAUGUGAAUCCCUAA